Astyanax mexicanus (Mexican tetra) is the source of this 5242-nucleotide messenger RNA. It is a transcript of the gene timeless, whose product is annotated as timeless circadian clock. Gene Ontology annotation, biological process: DNA repair; DNA replication checkpoint signaling; replication fork arrest. Gene Ontology annotation, cellular component: replication fork protection complex. The transcript is spliced from 30 exons. Bases 296 to 4066 code for a protein of 1256 amino acids. Lineage: Eukaryota; Metazoa; Chordata; Actinopteri; Characiformes; Acestrorhamphidae. Gene Ontology annotation, molecular function: DNA binding. The record is from RefSeq and is a predicted model, not a curated record.
AUCUCCUCAUUCUGUCUGUAGUGAAAUCAGCGCGUUUAAUAGAGACUAGUUAAAGCACACGGUGUGUAAAUUGUUUACGGAAUCGCGCUUAAUUAACUUUUAAACUGUGUUCCUAUGAAAUCCCAGUUUCUGGAAUGGUGUGAAUCCUGGUUAGACUGUCUGUUAUCCUUCAGUUUACUGUAAUACUCUUCUAUGAUCCCUUACUGGAAACUGGGAAGGAGUUUCUGAUUGACAACAGGAACCGUAUAUUAUUAAGAUUGAGACCAUAUUACACCCAUAGAAGGCGCAGUGCUGUAUGGACUUGUACAUGAUGAACUGUGAGUUGUUGGCCACUUGCAGUGCCCUGGGCUACUUGGAGGGGGAAACCUACCACAAAGAGCCGGACUGUCUCGAGAGUGUAAAGGACUUGAUCCGCUACCUGAGACAUGAAGAUGACACGAGGGACAUCAGACAGCAGCUUGGAGCAGGACAGAUUCUUCAGAAUGACCUGCUGCCCAUCAUAACCCAGCAUGGACAAGAUAAACCCCUGUUUGAUGCCUGCAUCAGGCUUAUGGUUAACCUGACCCAGCCGGCACUUCUCUGCUUUGGAAAAAUCCCAGAUGACCCAGCUUUCCGCCAUCAUUUUCUUCAAAUUGUGUCCUAUCUGCAUGCGUAUAAAGAGGCAUUUGCCAAUGAGAAAGUCUUUGCUGUCUUGAGUGAGACUCUGUACAACCUCCUGCAGCUGGACUGGGAGCAGAGGCAAGAGGAGGAUAACCUGCUGAUUGAGAGGAUCCUGCUGCUGAUCAGAAACGUUCUGCAUGUCCCUCCUGACCCCUACGAGGAGAAGAAUGUGGACGAUGAUGCUAGUGUUCACGAUAAGCUGCUGUGGGCCAUCCACAUGAGUGGAAUGGACGACCUGCUAAAGUUCUUGGCCAGCGCCCAGAGUGAACAGCAGUGGAGCAUGCAUGUUCUGGAGGUUAUCUCUCUUAUGUUUAGAGAUCAAACUCCUGAGCAGCUGGUGAGUGCAGGACAUUCCCGUUCCGCUCAGGAGAAACAGAAAGACACCAGUGAACUGGAGUCUCUCAGACAGAAAGAGCAGGCAGAGAAACGGAGCCGAAUCAUGCAGAGAGGAAACAGGCACUCUCGUUUCCGAGGCUCAUAUGUUGUUGAAGGAUUAAAGUCUAUUGGAGAGAAAGAUGUUAUUUUUCACAGUGGACUCCACAAUUUUAAGAAUUAUUCUCAUGAUGCUGGAAAGGCGACGAGGCGAGUGCCCAAGCGCAAGCAGAUGGCCCGGGACACAGACAGUCAGCGGCGCUCUGUCCUAAACGUUCGUCUGUUCCUGAGAGAGUUCUGCGUCGACUUCCUGGAGAACUGUUACAAUCGGCUUAUGUACCUCGUUAAGGAGUCGCUGAUUCGAGAGCAUGCCCAGCAGCAUGAUGAGACGUACUACAUGUGGGCUUUGAGCUUCUUCAUGGCCUUUAAUCGUGGGAAUGGCUGCAAAGCAGAGCUGGUCUCCGAGACCUUAUCUGUCCGUGCUUUCCAUUUUAUAGAAAAAAACAUCACCAAUUACUACGAAAUGAUGCUCACCGACAAAAAGGAAGCUACAUCCUGGUCUCGGAGGAUGCAUUUGGCUUUGAAGGCCUAUCAGGAGCUCCUGAUGACUGUAAAUGAAAUGGAUCACUCAAAGGAUGAAAACAUUCGCCAGAGUGCCAACGUUAUCAAGAGUAAUAUCUUCUACUUGAUGGAGUACAGGGAGAUCUUCCUGACUCUACUGCGGAAGUUUGAUGAGCGGAUGCAGCCGCGCUCGUUCCUGCGGGACCUGGUGGAGUCCACUCAUCUGUUCCUGCGGAUGCUUGAGCGAUUCUGUAAGGGCCGCAACAACCUCCUGGUGCAGAAAAAGAAGGCAAAACGGACAACGCGGAAAAAGAAACCUAGCGCUCCGACAGAGAACACACCUGAAGCUCUGGAGGAGACUUGGAAGAUAAUAUCUGAAGAACUUCAAAGUUGUGGUUUUCAGUUGUCGGAGGCUCUGACAGAGGGCGCUGUGCCGUUUGAUGCAGCAUCUGAAAUUCCUGUUACAGAGCAGCGCACCGAAGCCAUGAUCCGUAUUCAGGAUGCUGUGCUCGCCCGAACCGGCCCCGAGGCUCUCAGCUUGCUGCGGGCCGCACGUGAGGUUUGGCCUGAAGGGAACGUGUUCGGUUCUGCUGAAGUGCAGCCUGAAGAGGAGCUGGAGCUGCUGAAGCAGAUCCUCUUUGCUGAGCUUCCCAGACCCACACAAACAGAAGCUGCUAUGGAUGAGGAUGAUGACGGUGCGGAGCUAGAAGAGGAGGAAGAAUUGGAGUCUGUAAGAGUGUCUGAAACAGAGUUUAACUUCUUGGAUUUCAUUAAGAGGUUUGCCAGCCCUAACAUUGUUCGGCCGUACCUGAUCCUGUUGCGUUCGUACGCCACAAACACACCACACACCAACCACUGCGUAGUGCGCAUGCUGCAUCGUGUGGGCGUGGACCUAAAGAUGGACGCUUUGCUCUUUCAGCUCUCAGUUUUCUACCUUUUUAAUAAGAUCCUAUCUGACCCUGCAGCUUCUGCGUAUAAGGAGCUGGUUACCUUUGCCAAAUAUAUUCUGAACCGUUUUUUCGCUCUCGCUGCUCGGAACAACAAGGCCUUCAUAGAGCUGCUGUUCUGGAAGAAUGUUGGUGCUGUGAGAGAGAUGACAGAGGGCUACAGCAAAGAUGGCGAUGGUGCUGGUAAGAAAAAAGUGAUCUGGACACCAGAGGAGGAGGAGGAGCUUCGUCAGCUGUACGAAGAGCACAAGGACUCUGAAGAUCCUGAUAUUGUUGAAACGCUGCUCCCAUUGCUGAGCAACACAAACCGCACGAGACGUCAUGUUGUGGCUCAGAUGGUGUCUAUGGGUUUGGUGGACAGUGUAAAGGACCUGAAGAAAGAGAGAAAAGGCACCCGCAUUGUGCUGUGGACUGAAGAUCAGGAGCAGGAGCUUCAGAUGCUCUUUGAAGAGUACAAAGACUCUGAGGAUAUCUUAGGGAACAUUCUAAAGCAUCUCACCGCUAAACGCUCGAGGGCUCGAGUCGUAGACAAGAUUCUCAGCAUGGGCCUGGUGUCAGAUCGCAGGGAGCUGUAUAAGAAACGAAGGCGCAACACUGCAGGGAAGAGCACUGGGAUGACUGAGGAGGACUUUUUUGCCGAUCUGAGUGGAGCACCAAGAAGAGAUGCCAUAAUUGGGGAUGAGGAAGAGGAGGAUGAAUUGGAGGAUGAAUUGAUGGAUGAAGAUGAGGAUGAAGAAGAAAAGGAGGAGGUUCGGGUCGUUCCGGAGAAGAAAAACAGAAGGCGAGAGAGUGCAGUGGAAAAGAACACCAGCGUAGGCACAAUGGCCCAGAACGUACGGCGAGAGGGUUUGUCUGGGCCGGUCUUGUGGCUGCAAAACUGCCUAAAUAGAGCAGCAGAUGAUCGUGAAGAAGAUGGUGUCUCUCACCCUGUGCCGCUGGUUCCUCUGACUGAGGAGAAUGAGGAUGCCAUGGAGAACAAAAGCUUCCAGAGACUUCUCCGAAAAGUUGGCAUCCGGGCGCCAGCAGACGAGCAGGAGUCCUUCUGGAGAAUUCCAGCCACAUUGAGCAUCUAUCAGCUGCGGGUCUUGGCGACCUCGCUGAACCCAUUAAAAGAGAAUGAGGUUGGAGGACCAGCAGAAAGUGAGGACUCUGUGCCGUCGAGCGUCGCCCCUCAGCAGGAGGAUGAAGGUCCUGACAGUCAGGAGCUUAGAGCCCAGGCCCUCAGAGCCCUCCUACUAGCUCGCCAGCACAAACGCUCAGCAGAGGAUACGAAUAAAGAUUCUACUGUUGAGGAGGCGGCUCCUGAGAGUCCCAAGGGUGAAGCACAGAGUGCUGGUGUUGGAAGUAAAACUUCAGGAAAGAGGAGUCGUAUGUUGGACAGUGAUGAUGAGCAAGAUGAUGAUUCUCCAUCCAGAAUGAAUGCUGAGCCCGAGGCAGACGAAGGUUCAGACGCUGAGGCUCGUUCUGCCCCGGCUAAUAAGCGCAGGCGUCAGCGGGUGCUGAGUGACGAUGAGGAUGAAGACUAAAUGCGCUGAAUUUGAACUGUUACAGUAUAUUAUUAUUGACUAUUGACUACUCCAUCCAGCCUGGUGCUUGUAACCUCUGCUGGUCCACCUAGUUCUUGUGACUUUAUUCCAGCUUCAUUUCAGCAUCUGCAGCUGGAGGGAAAAAUAAUGUGGGCUGGCCUUCAGAGCUCUCAAGUAAACAGAUGAGUAAUCUUCACAUAGAUUAGGUAUAGCAGUCACUCCUUCAGAAGUGGUGAUGUGGUCCAAAAUAAAUAAACUGAAUUCUGGGUUUUUUUUAGCUUUGUUUUUAAAAUAAGGCCUAUUCUUUGUCAGUGCCUGUUCAGAUGUUUGAGGCUCUUGGCUUCCAUGGGCUGUUCUGGUUUGGGUGGGAGUUUUAAAAAUCAGUGAUGGUGAUAUGAAAUAUGUCUCACAAUUGAAAAUGUUUCAAAAAUGAGUUAUAUGAUUUUGAAACACAUUUUCUAUACAGUAUAUAAAGCAUCUGCCGCUGACUGAUGUUUGUUGCGUAUAUUAAUACAUUUCUGUAUUUCGUUUGAUGUAGUGUAAUUGUAGUAUUAAAAGUUAAAAACAACCAAAGCAAAUUUGUAUCUGGAAACUUCUGUCAUUGUACCUGGAAUCUUAAAAAAAUAAUUUUCCAGAUAAGCCCUUCCAACAAAUUACAUCGCACCCAUUAUUUUAUUCCACAGAUAAACUAAUUUCAUAUAUUAAUUAUUUUAAUUAAUAAAUUAUCUAUCUGUAGGAACGGAUGAAUUGGAAAAGGUUUUUUUUUUUUUUUUUCAAAAUUUUGCUCAUAUUGUCCAGCCCUAACAUAAAUAAAACAAUUGUGGUUUUGGGUUCUUCCUAAAUACAAAAAGGUGAUGAAUACUGUUAAAAAAAAAAAAAAAAAAACAGUUCAACAAUAGCAUAUCAUUGGUUACUUUCACUCCGUACACGUAUCUGUUGGAUAUUCCUGAUAUUUUACCUGUGCUACCUCAAGCAAAGACAUAAUGUUAUGGCAAGUAAGAUCACUGGUUUUCCUGCAGCAUGGGGGAGGUGAUUGUCGUUUCUGUGUUGUUUUGUACACAUUAAAGCAACGCUGUUCUUGUUAGUUGCGCAUUGUUAGUGUUAAAGUGUAUUCUCUCACUGCAGCACUGGAUUGUGCUUUAACCUGAAAACAUUUAAUAAAGGUUGGUUAUUAAA